Messenger RNA from Notodromas monacha, 1016 nucleotides. The record is from the annotation of a GenBank genome assembly. Lineage: Eukaryota; Metazoa; Arthropoda; Ostracoda; Podocopida; Cyprididae.
AGAGAUUUAUGAAUGCGUUACCAGCUCUGCAGAACUUGGAACUCAACGACCUGCUCUUGGACAACGCUGAUGCUCGACAUCUUCUGGACGAGCUUUGCUACAGCAACUGCCAUAAAUUGAGAACCUUGAGACUCGUCAAUGUGUCCAAAGAACCCUGUCCUUUGAUGCACGUCGGCAUUUUUGUUGCCCUGAGAGAACUUUGGCUCUCGCCUGUCACAAUUGGCGACGAGGUCGUCGUUCUGCUCGGAUCGUCGAAGGUGCGGGACCUGAUCAUCUAUCAGGAUAAACACUCGGAAGAAGCUCCUCCGGUGAACCGGAAAUCAUGGAAAAAAUGCGCCGGAAACAACCCUGAAUUGAGGGUGCACUUGUUGAUUCAAGGCCCGUCUGUUCGGCGAGACCACAUUUGGCAACCCGGUGCCCCGGUAGCAUCAGUCAUCUAUGAAACUCCAACUUCUCGGAUUUCUCCAUGGGGAUUGAUGACAGUCGUGGAGAACUAUUCGCAAACCCUAAGAGCCUUCGGCCAUGUCGGCGCUCCGCAUUUCCAGUCCCCGAAGAAAUUCAGCGAACGCUUCGACUCCAUGCUGGUGUUGCUGUGCCGGAGUUGCCGGCAACUGGAAACCCUGGUUAUUCGGGAACGGGUGUCGACGUGUACAUUGCUUCUGAUGGCCUCGUCAGCGACGAGUUUACGACGAUUCAUCGUGCGACGCAACGCUGUCGUUUUGCGGAAUGAUUGGCCCGCGAAUCCGGAGUGGACACCCGUGUUUCGACAAUGGCUCAAGAGGAAUUCGCGGUCCUACGAAAGGACUGAGGCGGAAAUCGGCAGCGGGAUUGGACACGUCGGAUGGAAGAUGUUGCCUGAUGUUCGUUUCAAGGCAGUGAAGCUCGACGUGCGACAGUUGUGAAGUUCCUGGAGUUUUUGUUGAAACGAUUGUUUUUGUUUUCUCUCUGUUUAUUUAGACGAUAUGUUUUGUGUGUGGGCUGUGAAAGAGUGAGAUGAAAUGCUCCCCGAAUCGAAA